Striga hermonthica is the source of this 3297-nucleotide messenger RNA. NCBI's taxonomy places the organism in Eukaryota, Viridiplantae, Streptophyta, Magnoliopsida, Lamiales, Orobanchaceae. The record is from the annotation of a GenBank genome assembly.
AUGGCGGAACCGAGUCGAAACGGCGGCGCUUCGGCAUCCUUAUUGGAAAUCGGGAUUCCGACCGGUUUGAACCGGAUAAAGACGCGGCGAGUCGACGCCAAUUCAGGAGCUGAGGAUUCCGACCACUGUAACGACUCGCCCAGCGGCGAAUUUUCGAUCGCGGGAGCUCACGUGAAGCAGAAGCUCAAGGCUCCGACGAAAGGACACGUGAAAUUGGGUCGCGCGAAAGAAGUAUUCCGCAAAGGGAGGAAGAUAGCACGGUGGUUUACGCCAUCCUCUUUUGAGGUUUCUGAUCAAGAUAUACGUAAUUACCCAAGCACCGAGCCUAGUGCUUUGGAGUGUAACAGCUGCGACAAAGUGGAUCCUCGAGAAAAAUUUCUCAAGAUGUGGAAGAAUAUAACUGGGGAUCCACCAAAAAUUGAACCUGCUUAUAAGGUGUCGAAAUAUGUAAAAAGUUUUUCACAUGAAUUGGGUCCGAAAGGUGGCAUUCAACCUGCACAUCCAAGGGCGCACAGCUUUAAUGAUUUGAAGGAACUUUUGGGUUCACUACGUUCCAGAUUUGAUGCUGCAAAAGAAGUUGUAGACAUAGAGCUUCGUAGUUUUUCACAGGAGAUACUGGACACAUUGCAGAAAGAUGAUUCUCUGAGAUCAGAUGAAUGUAUGAUGGCAGAGGAACUUUUAUUUCUUGUCCAGCAAUGUAUUUCCAUGUCUUCCUCAGACUUCCGAACAAAAUGUGAAACGAUUGUCCAGGACUUGACUGUGAAGAGACAGAAAUGUGAAGCUGGAUUGUUGAAAAUACUAUUUACCCGCAUGCUAUUCAUAUUGACUCGGUGUACAAGAUUGCUGCAUUUUGAGAAGGAUAGUGGGCGUGUGAAUGAGCAAUCCCUGGACAGAUUCAGACAAUGUUUAAAGAGAAUCCCAUCAGUUGACAUGGAUUGGGUUGUGAAUAAGGGCUUUGCAGAUACUGAUGCUGGUUUUGUUAUAGAACAAGUUAAUACCAAGGAACAGUUUCAGGGAAAAGACCAUUCAGGUGUUCCUUUCCAGGAGAAUGAGAGCAGGUUGAAGGAUCCUGCUGAGGAGCAGGACAUAGAAAUCAGAAAGAAUCGUAUGUCUAUUGAACAAAAAAGAUCUCAAAGUGAAUUUAGUGAUCUUUCAGAUCCUGAGCAAUCUGAUAGAAUUGAUGACAUGUUCCUGAUAGAAUCCCAAAAUAAAGCGAAAGAGAACUAUGCAGAUGAUUCUAACUUGGUUAUUUGUCGGAUAUGUGAAGAAUUUGUACCUGCUGUUCACUUGGAGCCACAUUCUUAUAUAUGUGCAUUUGCAGACAAAUGGGUUUCCAACCAUCUGGAUGUGAAUGAGUGCCUGUUGAAGCUUGCGGAGUUAUUGGAACGCUUGUUAGAGUUGCGCAAUUCAAGGAAUCGUGAAACCUACAUGAACCCUGAGAUUUUGAGAAUGCGGUUCAGUAAUUCUGCUAUGACAGCAGAAACUCAUUCACCAAAGUGCAGUGAGUGGCAAAGUAAGGGAAUGGAUGGAAUGUUGGAGGAUCUCCAUGAGAUGGACACUGCCUGCAUUGAUGAUUCUCAUCUGGCAAACUUGGUUAGCUUGAAAAGCCACUUGCUAAACAAGGUAAAUCAUUACGGCUCACCAUCUUCUAAUUGGAGCAUGACAUCAACAUCAUCCGCAAAUAGCCCUCGGGGAAAUAUCGACAUCUUUUGGUUAGACCAAAGUAAUUUUUCGGAACAAGAAGAUAUGCAACAGAUGCAUGACCUUGCUGAUAUUGCUCGAUGCGUGGCAGGGACCGAUUUUACGGAAGAAGGGUCCAGUGAGUUUUUACUUGCCUGUAUGCACGACCUGAAAGAGGUUUUACAACAUAGCAAGUACAGUGCUCUUUUAGUGGAUACUUUUGGUGGACGAAUAGAAAACCUUCUGAGGGAGAAAUAUAUACUUGCUUGCAAUCAAGUGGUUAGAGAUGAUGCUGGGCAUCCAGAUAGCGCAAGAUCUUUAGUGGAUAGUGCAUCUCAGAGUAGUACAACGUCAACACCUUCACAUCCUGCCCAUAAAGAACGUACAAGCAUUGAUGACUUCGACAUUAUAAAACCUAUCAGCAGAGGAGCAUAUGGCAAAGUCUUUCUGGCUAGGAAGCGGAUUACAGGGGAUCUGUUUGCUAUUAAGGUGCUCAAGAAAUUGGAUAUGUUACGGAAGAAUGAUAUUGAUCGCAUAUUGGCCGAGCGUAACAUAUUAAUCACAGUGCGGAACCCUUUUGUGGUUCGGUUUUUUUACUCAUUUACCAGUACAGAUAACCUGUAUUUGGUCAUGGAAUAUCUCAAUGGUGGAGAUUUAUAUUCUCUGCUAAAAAAGGUUGGUUGCCUUGAAGAUGCUGUUGCUCGUACCUACAUUGCUGAACUGGUACUUGCACUAGAAUACCUUCAUUCUCUUGGAAUAGUACAUCGUGAUCUGAAACCAGACAACAUAUUAAUUGCCUAUGAUGGACAUAUCAAGCUUACUGACUUUGGAUUGUCCAAAAUUGGCCUGAUGAAUUGCACUACUGAGCUAUCCUCGCGAGAGACAGAUAACAGCAUCAAUCUAGAUAUAAAUGGUCAGCUCAGCGCAGAUAAAAUGGAUGGUGACCAGUCAGCUGCUGGUACCCCAGACUAUUUGGCACCUGAAAUUCUUCUUGGAAAAGAACAUGGUUAUGCUGCAGAUUGGUGGUCAGUUGGAAUAAUCUUGUUUGAACUUAUAACUGGAAUCCCUCCUUUCAAUGCUGAUCACCCGGAGAAUAUCUUUGACAAUAUUCUAAACAGAAAAAUCCCCUGGCCGUCGGUUCCUGAUGAGAUGUCUUGCCAGGCUCAAGAUCUGAUUGACAGGCUUCUUGUUCACAAUCCAGAUGAACGGCUUGGAGCAAAAGGAGCAUCUGAGGUAAAAGCACAUUCUUUUUUCUCAGGAGUGGACUGGGAUAAUCUUACCUUACAAGAGGCUGUAUUUGUACCACAACCAGAGCGUAUGGAUGAUACUAGUUACUUUGUAUCACGAUAUAGUUCAAAUGGAAUGGAAGUUGAUCAAAGUUUUAGGGAUUCAGAUUUUGACAUCUUGGAAUUGCAAACACAUACUGGUGGAGAGAUGGAUGAAUGCGGUGAUCUUGCCCGGUUCGAUUCUUCACCGCUCGAUCUGUCAUUGAUGAAUUUCUCUUUCAAGAAUUUAUCACAGCUGGCGUCCAUUAAUCAGGACGUGCUGUUGCAGAGCGUGAAGGGAUCACCUAGGUGCUCCUCGCCUAGCAAAAGCCCGAACCCGACCCAGCCCUGA